Molecule: messenger RNA, 2189 nt
Organism: Lutra lutra (Eurasian river otter)
Lineage: Eukaryota; Metazoa; Chordata; Mammalia; Carnivora; Mustelidae
Gene: ASB7
Product: ankyrin repeat and SOCS box containing 7
Exons: 6
Coding region: 751-1707 (318 amino acids)
Biological process (GO): intracellular signal transduction
Molecular function (GO): protein binding
Source: RefSeq, a predicted model, not a curated record
CUGAUUGGCUGCUGAAGGCUUGGUCCCAUCCCAGUGACCCCAAAGUGCUGGAGGGAGGGGGCGGGGGUGGCCCAGUGCAAAGUGCAUCCCGAAAGCCCCCUGCCUGUAGCCUCCGCGGCUGGCACUUAGGACCCUGUAUGACCCGGGACCUCGCUGCCCCGAGACCUCCCGUGUGCCCCCGUAGCUGGGAGCCUUCGGCCCCAAGCGCGGCAGCCCCUGCUCCGAGCUCUCAGACCCGGGCUGCCCCCCCACUCGAGCCGGGACUUCCUCCCUGCACCCCUGCCCCGAGGCUGCCCGGCGGUCAGGACCGUCGCCCCAGUUCUGCUCGACCGUCCGGAUGCUCGCCGGGUUGGGGCCGUGAGGCACCGAGAAGGAUCAGGAACACCCGUGUCCGGCCCUGCCUGGAGUGUUUGUUCAAUGGAGAAGUUGGUGAGUGUGGAGAAGGCUGAAAGGAGGAAGAGAAGCAGCAGCUGAAGAGACAGGUCUUAGCUGGCUAGAGGAGACGAGACAGCAGGAAGGGGUCAAGCCACCCACCAGAGAAGCAGCAGAGAGCCUCUGACCAGCAUCCUCUUUAAAGGUUAAGAAAUCUCAUUCAUGCCGCAAGCUGGACACACACUGAGCCUCCUCCUCACGAUGCUGUAUGUGCACAAUGGUUAUUAGGCAAUCCACGUAUCAGGAGAAGGGACAUUCUUCCAUAAGGCUGUUCCCUGUGACCUAAUGAAUCCUUUGUAAAAAGCGGACUCAGCUAGGAUGUUACAUCACCACUGUCGAAGGAACCCUGAGCUCCAGGAAGAAUUGCAGAUUCAGGCUGCAGUGGCCGCUGGGGAUGUUCACACAGUCCGGAAGAUGCUAGAACAAGGCUAUUCUCCCAAUGGCCGGGAUGCUAAUGGCUGGACCCUGCUUCAUUUCUCUGCAGCACGAGGGAAGGAAAGAUGUGUUCGAGUCUUUCUAGAACACGGAGCCGAUCCAACAGUUAAGGACUUGAUCGGAGGCUUCACUGCUCUUCACUACGCGGCCAUGCAUGGCCGGGCCCGGAUCGCACGCCUGAUGUUAGAAUCUGAAUACAGGAGCGACAUUAUUAAUGCCAAAAGCAAUGAUGGCUGGACUCCCCUCCAUGUGGCUGCUCACUAUGGUAGGGACUCAUUUGUCCGACUCCUACUGGAGUUCAAGGCUGAGGUCGACCCGCUCAGCGAUAAAGGCACCACCCCCCUUCAGCUCGCCAUCAUCCGAGAGAGGUCAAGCUGCGUGAAGAUCCUCCUGGACCACAAUGCCAACAUCGAUAUCCAGAACGGUUUCCUGUUGCGAUACGCGGUGAUCAAAAGCAAUCACUCUUACUGCCGAAUGUUCCUUCAGAGAGGAGCAGACACAAACUUGGGUCGCUUAGAAGAUGGACAGACUCCUUUACAUUUGUCUGCCCUUAGGGAUGAUGUACUCUGUGCACGGAUGUUAUAUAACUAUGGAGCGGACACAAACACAAGGAACUAUGAAGGACAGACCCCACUGGCUGUUUCAAUAAGUAUUUCUGGAAGUAGUCGACCGUGUUUGGAUUUCUUACAAGAAGUCACAAGACAGCCCAGAAACUUGCAGGACCUGUGCCGAAUUAAAAUUCGACAGUGUAUAGGCCUUCAAAACCUAAAGCUACUUGAUGAAUUACCAAUUGCCAAGGUCAUGAAAGACUACUUAAAACACAAAUUUGAUGAUAUCUGAUGUACACAGAACUGUGAGCAAGAUUAGGAGUUAUAUUCCAGAUACUUAAAAGGCUUUUUGCCUUGCACAAAGUAUAUCCUAUGCAAUUUCUGAUUUGCCGUGAAGUCAGAAAGCAGGUAUACACUUUUAGGUAUUUUGUUUGUUUAUUUGUUUGGUUUUCAUGGUCAGGGGAGGGAUUUUUUUAUAUAUAUGAACACACACACACACACACACACACACAGCACAUGCUUGAAGGUCUUAAUUUGGUUUCUUGGUCCAAGUUUAAGCGGUCCAAGCUUUCUAUACGAUACUGCAUUUACGAAAAUCGUUUUUCCGAAACGACACACGUAGCAUUGGAGUGGAGAAUUUCCCCUUUUUCAAACAUAUGGUUUCAUGGGCGUACACGAUGUUAUCAACCAGCAGAGUGCUUAUUAACCGGUUGGAGGCAUGGUUUCACCCAGGGGGGUCCUGGGUCCUACUGGAAAAUGCCUCAAGAAAUUUUU